GCGUUACCUUUUGAUGUAUUGUUAAUUUUUAUGCAAAAACCCCAUUUUCGACGACAGGCAGUCGUUAAGGUACUUUGAACGCAACCUGAACGCCAAUUUUUAAUAGCUUAACGAACCUUUGUUGGCUGGUUUUCUACACUUUUGGCAUACGUUAAACUAGUUGGCUAGGCGUGCUGUUGAGUUUUUUGCUAACAGGCAAGUUUUGCUGCACGAUAUUAAGUUGACAGGGUUGUGUCCAGUACAGGUGAGCAGAAGAUGACGACCAUUAGAUUUGGAUCAGCUAUGGAUCCCUGUAGGAUCUCUACUACUGAGAGGGCUACAGAAGAAAUGGACAAUAAGGGAAACUGUGACCCAGACAAGUUACUCCAAUGUCCCUUCGAUAAGAACCAUCAGAUAAGGGCUUGUCGUUUCCCAUACCAUUUGAUAAAGUGCAGGAAGAAUCAUCCAAAAUUGGCCAAAGAGCUCAAGACAUGUCCGUUCAAUGCUCGCCACCUUGUACCGAAACACGAGAUGCCGUACCACACAGAGACGUGCGAGGACAGAGUGUCUGUCGACACUGACGAAGCAGGAGGCACAAACGGCCAUCAGUGGCAGGUUCCAGUCAGCACUUGGAUCAACCCAAACAUGACUGAGGACUGGGAUCAAGAGGUGGAUGAUGCUGCUGCUCCAUUUGUUUGGGGUGUAAAUACAGCUUUGGAUCAAAAACUGGAGACUAGGCCCACAAAUAAUCUUGGUCAGGGAUCAAGAACACCCAAAGUCCUCCCGUGGUAGCCUGCCAAAGCCACAGCUUGCAAGCGUGGAUAUUUUAAAGUUUGUUUUUACACCUCUCAAAAUUAAAGAUUUUAAUUUGCACAACUGUAUGUACCUACACUUUCUGUAUAGAGGUUGAAGAGCUUUUCAGUCCCUUGUGCCAAAGAUGCAAAGUUAAAAGUUGAGUGGCAAAUGCACACUGGUACCUUUUCUGUUUUGUUUUGCAUUCCCCUGUGUGUUGACUAUUAACAUUGGUUUGAUGGUGUCUGCUUCUUUUCAAGGUGUUGCAUGCAAAUAAAACUGGAAUUAGAAAAUCCA
This is a messenger RNA of Cheilinus undulatus (humphead wrasse), 1068 nucleotides long. RefSeq lists its product as uncharacterized. The transcript has 7 exons. Lineage: Eukaryota; Metazoa; Chordata; Actinopteri; Labriformes; Labridae. The record is from RefSeq and is a predicted model, not a curated record. The coding region runs from base 256 to 771 and encodes 171 amino acids.